UCUAACAAACUUAUGUUAAAGAAACAGCUAUGGCUCCUGUGAAAAUAAAGGACAUCGUUUCAUUCACUUCUCAGGACCAGAAGAACUGCGUGGAGAAUCUGUGCGCGAGCGGGCAGUGCGCGAGACCGUGGCUGUGCAGCCCACGGGAUCGUAGCGGCGUUCUGAAGGCAGAGCUGCAGAUGGAGCGCGCCACGGCCAUCAGCUACGUUGACGUGGGUAACUGUGGGUCCGCCUUUAUACAAAUAGAUGUAGGACGCUCCUCGUGGCCUCUGGAACGACCCUACGUCACACUGUUGCCCACAGCAACCCUGAUGGGUCCGGCCGAUUCCAAACAGGAAAAGGGGCGAACCGGCGUUCGAAUGUUCAAGAGAGAGGACUUCCUGCCUGCAGGGGUGGACGAGCUCUGGGACCGGGUUCGAGUGACCUGCAGUCAGCCCUUCAACAGGCGCACUCAGUUCGGCCUCUCCUUCCUGCGCAUCCGCAGCCUGGAGGAGGAGGGCGGGGCUACUAAGGAGGGGCGUGGCCAGGGAUCACAAGGCCAGCGAACACCAGAACAACAGACGUCGAGAGUGAGAGAGUGGCUGUCCAGCCCCGCGGUUCAAAGGACGUUCUUUGGACGGGGAACAGGGGAAGGGUCUCCAGGGGUCGACCAGACAGGCGGGACCUCGGGGGGCAGCGGGCGGGACAGGGCGGGGCUUAGCCGGGCGGCUCGCAUGGUCAUCACCGCAGCCCAGUCUGGAAGGCGGAGCUUACUGCCUGCCCUCCCUAGCCCCGCCUCCCCUCCUAGCCCCGCCUCCCCCUCCAGCGUCCAGAGACGCACCACAGCAGUCUGUUGUGACAGAACACAAGACACCUGUACAGAGGAAAAGACCAGCACGAGAACUUCCACCAGCGUUCACCAUAAAAAGGCUGGCAGGCAGGUGAAGAGGAAGCCGAACUCUAGAAAGAGGCCACAGGCCCACACCGCCCCCUGCAGGAAGAAACCCAAAACUGCACCCUGUGAGCAGUCUCUCGGCAUCAGUCUUCCCUGCUCAACAGCGCCCCCUGGGGGCUCGGAGGCCCCUGAAACCUUCUGCCCCUUAUGUGGAGGAUACUUCAGUCCAGAAUAUUUGCCCCAGCACGCUUCCUUCUGCCAGGGGGAGGAGCCAGACCUGGGGAUGAGCUUCACGCCCCCCAAUAGCCCCGCCCACACCGAUGGCCCCGCCCCCCGCACAGAGCAGGACAUGGUGCCCUGCCCCCUGUGCUCCUUCAGGUUCCCCACCUCUCAGAUCCAGCUGCAUGCCAGCAGCUGUGGGGAUCCCCUGGAGCCUGAAUGGGCCUGGGUGGACUGACCCCUGACCCAUGACCCCUGACCCAUGACCUUUCACAACUCUCCUGCACUCUCAUAAAAACGCACAAAUGUUUGUCACUGGGGUGUUACCCUAUGUAGGCCUACAUAAGAAUGUACCCUUAGCCAGCAGUAAUAUUGCCUUGCUACUCGGUGAAGUGUCUUUGUGACAGUUCUCUGUAAAAAAGCGAUAUACAAAUAAAAUUUAAGUGUAUUGAAUCAAGACAUAAAUU
Molecule: messenger RNA, 1560 nt
Organism: Anguilla anguilla (European eel)
Lineage: Eukaryota; Metazoa; Chordata; Actinopteri; Anguilliformes; Anguillidae
Gene: xndc1n
Exons: 10
Coding region: 30-1331 (433 amino acids)
Biological process (GO): single strand break repair; base-excision repair
Cellular component (GO): nucleus
Molecular function (GO): damaged DNA binding
Source: RefSeq, a predicted model, not a curated record